Molecule: messenger RNA, 2810 nt
Organism: Carya illinoinensis
Lineage: Eukaryota; Viridiplantae; Streptophyta; Magnoliopsida; Fagales; Juglandaceae
Product: probable GTP diphosphokinase RSH2, chloroplastic
Exons: 6
Coding region: 495-2645 (716 amino acids)
Biological process (GO): guanosine tetraphosphate metabolic process
Cellular component (GO): chloroplast
Source: RefSeq, a predicted model, not a curated record
AAAACAGAGGGGAGAGGGAUGGUAAAGAAAGGAGUUAGAACCGCAAAAGAAAGAAAUUUACUCUCUCUCUCUCACUCUGUCUGCAAUUGAGGCUCCUCAAUUGGCUUUUCUGCUUCAACUCCAAUUGGCGUUCGAUUUCUAUAAAUCUGUACACACAGCUCUAUUGCUUCCCCUUUUUGACUACUCCAAAAUCUUUUAUCUCUCAUAUAAAUUUAAUUUCCUGGUUUCAAAAAAAAAAAAAAAUUCUUUGAAUUCAGAACACCAGUCGGUGUUCAGAGAAAUUUCCCGACUUUUUCGGCAUUUGUUUUGGGCGAAAAAAAUCACUGGUUUUCUAUUGGAGAAAAUUCGAUCUAUAUUUUCUUGGGUUUGACUGUAAAUCAAUUGGGUUUACAAAAUUCAAUUUGUAUAAAUUCUCUUUCCUGAUCUGAGACCUGUUGAGGCUGUCGUGAUCUCUGAGACCCGAAGCACCGAAGCCGAAGCGAAAGUACAAGGCCAUGCCGGUUCCAACCAUAGCUCUAUACGCGAGCCCACCGAGCAGCGUGUGCUCCGCACCGCAUCCAUGCCAGAUCAACGCGCACGCGUCUUACGAUUUCGAGUUGAGCACUCGACCUUCCUCUUCGGCUUCAUCCUCACCGUCAACUACGCACAAGCCUGUAAUCGGCGGCCUCUCGUGCCUCUUUUCCUCGCCCUCUGUGCGGUCAUCUUCUAGCUUCUCGGGUGGUGGCUGCGGCGAUGAAUUGAGUUCCAAGUGGCACGACAGAGGCGACGAAUUGAAGGAACUGAGCAACUCGUACUAUAUGCCAAGUAAGUUCCCUGGGUCGUAUUUAAAGAAGGAUUUGAGCCCAGUUUCGGUGUUUCAGGGUCCGGUUUCAUGUGGUAGUAGUGUGGUUGGUUCGGCUAGAAGCCCCCCGACGAGUUUCCAAAGUGGUUUGUUUAAUGGGUUUGUAAGGAAUGCUCUGGGUUCGUGCGUAGAUUACGACUCACCGCAUUUCGAGGUCCGUAGCGAUGAAUUUAACCUGGGUCUUGGGGAAGAACUGACUUUCAAUAUAGAGAUGGAGGGGAACUCUGAGCCAUACGUGAAGGAAUUGCUGUUGGGUGCCCAAUUGAGGCAUAAGAUCUUUCACGAGGAUUUUGUGGUUAAGGCUUUUUAUGAAGCCGAGAAAGCUCACAGGGGGCAGAUCCGUGCCAGCGGUGAUCCGUAUUUGCAGCAUUGCGUAGAGACGGCAGUGCUGCUUGCGCUGAUAGGUGCUAAUUCAACGGUGGUUGCUGCGGGGCUUUUACAUGACACACUUGAUGAUUCUUUUAUGAGCUAUGACUAUAUUUGUGGAAUGUUUGGAGCUGGGGUUGCCGAUUUGGUCCGAGGGGUCUCCAAGCUAAGUCACUUGAGUAAGCUUGCACGUGACAACAAUACAGCAAGUAAAACAGUUGAGGCUGAUCGCUUGCAUACCAUGUUCCUCGCGAUGGCUGAUGCCAGGGCUGUCCUCAUUAAAUUGGCAGAUCGAUUGCAUAAUAUGAUGACGCUUGAUGCAUUGCCUCCAGCCAAGCAACAGAGGUUCGCUAAGGAGACCUUGGAGAUUUUUGCGCCCUUGGCUAAUCGUUUAGGAAUCUUUACUUGGAAGGUCCAGCUAGAAAAUAUGUGUUUUAAACAUCUUAACCCUGACCAGCACAAAGAACUGUCUUCUAAGCUGGUUGACUCGUUUGAUGAGGCAAUGAUCACUGCUGCUAUAGAGAAAUUAGAACGAGCUCUGGAGGUUAAAGCCAUUUCUUACCAUGAUGUCUUUGGGCGGCAUAAGAGCCUGUAUAGCAUUUACAGAAAAAUGCUGAAAAAGAAGCUAACCAUGGAUGAAAUUCAUGAUAUUCAUGGGUUACGGUUGAUUGUUGACAAUGAAGAAGACUGCUAUAAAGCAUUGGGAGUUGUUCACCAGUUAUGGUCUGCGGUACCUGGAAAGCUUAAGGACUACAUAACUCGUCCAAAGUUUAAUGGGUACCAAUCUCUGCACACGGUGGUGAUGGGUGAAGGGAUGGUUCCACUCGAAGUUCAAAUUCGGACAAGGGAGAUGAACUUGCAGGCUGAAUUUGGAUUUGCAGCUCAUUGGAGGUACAAAGAAGGUGACUGUAAAUAUUCUUCAUUUGUGCUUCAGAUGGUUGAGUGGGCUCGAUGGAUUGUCACCUGGCAGUGUGAGGCGAUGAGUAAAUAUCGGUCAUCCAUUGCCUAUGCUGAUUCGACAAGGCCACCCUGCUCAUUCCCAAUACAUUCAGAUGAUUGCCCGUUUUCAUAUAAGCCGCACUGUGGCCACGAUGGGCCUGUGUUCGUGAUGAUGAUUGAGAAUGAUAAGAUGUCUGUUCAGGAGUUUCCUGCAAACUCAACAAUAAAGGAUUUGUUGGAAAGUGCUGGACGAGGAAGCUCGAGAUGGACCCUAUAUGGUUUCCCACUGAAGGAAGAAUUGAGGCCAAGGCUGAACCAUCAACCGGUGACUGAUCCCACAUGCAAGUUGAAGAUGGGGGAUGUGCUGGAGUUAACACCAGCCAUACCCAACGAGUCUUUGACGGAGUACAGGGAGGAGAUUCAGCGUAUGUAUAAUGGUGGGCUGACUGUGUUGAGCACUGAGCUUGCUGCUAGCAGUAUGGUUGGACGGAGAAGUUGACAUUGAUUAGAUUCUCUCUUCUUAUUUACAACUCUAGUGGCUAUUGGCAAUUCUUGUAUAUAAAAUCAUGAGUUUGUACAGAAAAGCUGUAUCGUUCUAUCGCUAAUCACUGGGUUCAAGCAGGUGCUGAAUGAUAUAUCUUCUCUUCUGAACUUUUCACUCUUA